GUCCGAGGAGCCGUGAAGGCAGCAGUGUAGGUACAUCCCCCCGCACUGUUUGCUACAGUGUACACAGACAAGAUGGCAGCUUCUUUGGAAGACGAGUUUGAAGAUGCGCCUGACGUGGAGCCGUUAGAGCCGACACUGAAGAACAUCAUCGAGCAGAAGUCUUUAAAAUGGAUAUUUGUUGGUGGAAAGGGUGGCGUGGGUAAAACAACAUGCAGCUGCAGCUUGGCGGUCCAGCUCGCUGCUGUCAGGGAAAGUGUCCUCAUCAUCUCCACCGAUCCUGCUCACAACAUCUCUGAUGCUUUUGACCAGAAGUUUUCAAAGGUGCCCACUAAGGUUAUGGGCUAUGAAAACCUCUUUGCAAUGGAGAUUGACCCGAGCCUGGGUGUGGCAGAGCUGCCUGACGAGUUCUUUGAGGAGGACAACAUGCUCAGCAUGGGUAAGAAGAUGAUGCAGGAGGCAAUGAGCGCCUUCCCCGGGAUCGACGAGGCCAUGAGCUACGCUGAGGUCAUGAGGUUAGUGAAAGGAAUGAACUUCUCAGUGGUUGUCUUCGACACCGCACCCACCGGUCACACACUGCGUCUGCUCAACUUCCCCACCAUUGUGGAGCGUGGUCUGGGCCGCCUCAUGCAGAUAAAGAACCAGAUCAGCCCCUUCAUCUCCCAGAUGUGUAACAUGCUCGGUCUUGGCGACAUGAAUGCAGAUCAGCUGGCCUCUAAGCUGGAGGAGACCCUGCCCGUCAUCCGCUCAGUCAGUGAGCAGUUCAAAGACCCUGAACAGACCACCUUCAUCUGUGUGUGUAUCGCUGAAUUCCUCUCCCUGUAUGAGACUGAGCGGCUGAUCCAGGAGCUGGCCAAGUGCAGCAUCGACACGCACAACAUCAUCGUCAACCAACUUGUUUUCCCCGAAGCAGAGAGGCCGUGCAAAAUGUGUGAAGCCCGCCAUAAAAUACAGUCCAAGUAUUUAGACCAGAUGGAGGAUCUUUACGAGGAUUUCCACAUAAUCAAGUUACCACUGCUGCCCCAUGAAGUCAGAGGAGCCGAAAAGGUCAACACGUUCUCUCAGCAACUUCUGGAUCCCUACAAACCCCCAAACAAGUGAACUCCUUCUCUGCAGGACCUCCUCUCUGCCCUCCACUCCCCUACAGACCACACCUUUACAGUCUGAACUCCUCUGUCCUCUAUCCAGCCUCAAACCCUGCAGCCACCAAUUGAUCCCCUCAAAGUCUGUCACCCGAAAGCAAAGCACUGCUACAGCAGGACACUCAAGCCCUUAUUGAAAGGGGUGCUAACAAAAUCACAACCACACACGUACAUAACCUGAAAUAUUGUUGGAGAGGUAAGCGCAGAUUCUUGCUGCCUUACCUCUCAAUUGUCCUUCAUUCAUGUCCUCCGUGUGGCAUUCCUACUUAAAGCAUUUCACUUUCUCUCUAACACUACCCUUCCUCCUCCAUCACCUCAAGUGUUUCCAGUGAGGUGCCGUGUGUUCCAGGAUAAAAAUCUUUCAGAUGGUUAAUGUUUAUGCCUUGUUUAUUCUGUGUGGUUUUGAUGGCUGUGUAUGUUCCCCUGACUUUUGACUCAAAUUUCAUCUGGUAUAUUUAAAGAUUCAGGGUGUGUAGCAGGACAAUAGAGUGGUUCAGUGAUGACGUCUUUUUCUAUUUAAUUCUUUUGAAUAUUCUAGAAAAUAAGAUAUUUUAGACGAACAUAUUUUUUUGGUUCUUAACGUUUUGUUAAUCACCCCUGCUUUAUGGUGUUUGAAGUGUAAAGGUAAUCGGCAAAAGUAAGAAGCUAACAUUUGGCUAAAAAUAAACUGCAUUAAGUUCAUACGACUUUCCACCAAUGCUAAGCUAAGGGCAGCUAAUGUUCUGCGUAAUGACAUCGGGUAGUCUUAUGUACUCACUGUCGUUUUUAUGACACACAGAAGAAGCUUUAAACGUCCAUGAGGGGGCUUUCUACCAUCCGUAUGACGUAUUUAACGUCUUAAACAAAAGCAUUUCUUCUGCUGGUAUUAACUAAAGACCUCUAACCGAUGUAGACAUCUUACCGAAAAACAAGUUGACUUACAGACGAGGGAACCAGAAGUGGUACAAUGCCAACUAAUUUCUGGGAUUUAGGACUCAUUUCUGCACCACUCUAUAACGAAAAAAUAUGCUAUCACGUUUAAAAAAAUAAUGUUAUUGUAAUAAAGGAAGGCAGAACAAUCUGAAGUGUUUAUUUUACCAUGUGACCAGUCAUUAGACCUUAUGUAACCAGGUGCAAAUGCAGUAACCUAAUGUCAAUGAGAUUUUGGAUCAAGUCAAGUUUGGAGAUAAGUAUCCAUAUAUGGCUAUGUCAUUGUUUGAACUGGACAGUCUUAAUGUUCUCUGUUACAUAUUACAGGCCACUGUUGUUGGAGCAGCACCAGAUCUUAUGAGAUUCAAAUCAAACAUGUGAAAAGACUCUUGAUGUUUAAAAAGCUAAAAAGAGUGUCACAGCAUCAUCCCAUACAGUGCUCAUCAAACAUUUUGUGUCCACAAACUAUAUGGGAACACUAUUACAUUAGUAGCCUUAUUAGUGCAUUGUUAAUACAAAUAUAUUGAAUGUUGCUUGAUCAGUUGUGGAACAGAUGAAUGGCGAGUAGUUGAGGAGGAAUCAAAGCAUCUCUGCCCUGUGAAUACUGGACUGUGAUUGGCUCGCCCGAUACUUCCAACAGGUUCCUAAAGGAAAUGGCCCUCUUUCUGUCACUGAAUGCUUUUGAGUCAAUCUGUUUUCUAAAGAUUUUUUCUUUAAAUUAUAUUGCGAGUGUUAAUUAAAACCAACUUGCAUCAGA
Eleginops maclovinus (Patagonian blennie) is the source of this 2805-nucleotide messenger RNA. RefSeq names its product guided entry of tail-anchored proteins factor 3, ATPase (gene get3). Gene Ontology annotation, molecular function: ATP binding; ATP hydrolysis activity. NCBI's taxonomy places the organism in Eukaryota, Metazoa, Chordata, Actinopteri, Perciformes, Eleginopidae. The coding region runs from base 73 to 1098 and encodes 341 amino acids. Gene Ontology annotation, biological process: post-translational protein targeting to endoplasmic reticulum membrane. The transcript has 7 exons. The record is from RefSeq and is a predicted model, not a curated record. Gene Ontology annotation, cellular component: GET complex.